Molecule: messenger RNA, 1191 nt
Organism: Laccaria bicolor S238N-H82
Lineage: Eukaryota; Fungi; Basidiomycota; Agaricomycetes; Agaricales; Hydnangiaceae
Exons: 3
Coding region: 1-1191 (396 amino acids)
Biological process (GO): lipid metabolic process
Molecular function (GO): phosphoric diester hydrolase activity
Source: RefSeq, a predicted model, not a curated record
AUGCCAGACAGUUUAUCUCUUUCGGCCCUCCUCCUCCCAGGAACCCACGACACGAUGGCAUUCUAUGGCUGGCCCAUAUCGCAAUGCCAAACCCCCGCAACACCCCUCGCAUCGCAACUCCAAUCAGGAAUUCGCGUCAUAGACAUCCGUCUGGCAGUCAUCACCACCAUGAGCCCCUCAUCCACCUCUUCUGGAACGACUGCUACGGCGCCAACGCCCAAACACCAACUAAUAGCAUACCAUGGCCUAUACCCACAACGAACUCCCUUCCCCAACAUCCUCCAAACCAUUCAUAACUUCCUCAUAUCGCCAGAAGGAUCCCGCGAAACCAUUGUCAUGUCCAUCAAACAAGAAGACUUCGCCGUAACGCCCACCAAGCUCUUCUCCCGGCUUGUAAGGGAGACAAUGAUGGCUUCCUCCGGGGGGUGGUCAACGUCAACACACGACACCGGGAUGUACUAUUUGCAAAAUCGGAUACCACAACUUGGAGAAGUUAGGGGGAAAGUUGUAUUAUUCAGCCGUUUUGGAGGAGAUGGAGCGGAGUGGGAUGGGGGGCUCGAGGGGAUUGGGAUACAUCCCACUACGUGGCCUGAUAGUGAGAAAGAGGGUUUCGAGUGGGAGUUGAAAGGGACUAUUGUUAGAACUCAUGAUUGGUACGCUGUGCCCUCGUUCCUAUCGAUACCCGAGAAAGUAGCUCGAGCUACUGAGGUUCUCUUGCCUCCCACUUGCCCCCAGCCGACAUUGUCGAUCACCUAUUUCUCCGCAGCAUCUUUCCCAUUCGCUCUCCCUCCGACUAUCGCGUGCGGGUUUGGCUGGCCCGCCCUGGGACUUGGGGUGGAAGGAGUGAAUAUCCGGGUGGGUCGUUGGCUAUUAGAUAUCCUCACUGGAACAGAGGAGAAACGAACUCAGAGUGUAAAGGCAGUUCGUCGACGUCCACGGUGGUUACGCAAGCACCAUGAAGGGCUGGAGCCGAUCCCAUCUGAUGCUAAUUUGUCUCUGAAUGUUGGAGAGAAGGGGAUGCAGGAAUUCAAGGAGGACAUGACACGUCUUCCUGUAGAUGCCGAAGAACCCAGGUUAAGGGGCUGGGCGCUUAUGGAUUAUUUCGUUGAACCGGAAGGAGGAAAUUUAGUUCCACUUUUGGUGGAGUGUAAUUAUCGGGGAAGGAAAGUGGGAGAGGAGGGAUGGCAAUGA